GUUUUAUUGAUAAUCGAUCAGAAAACAACUGCGAUUUAAUCGAUUAUCGAGAUUAUCGAUCAUCAGUACACAACCUACACACACAACAGCAACAAAGGCAUCAGCAGGACGCAUCCAUGUAGCAUAACAGCUGAUGAAGCGGCUGAAGUCGCUGAAGUUGAUGCAAAUGCGGCAAAUGCAAAGUGUGAGAAAAAGGAGAUAAAUCCAGCUAUUUAUUUACAGUGACUUUUCUUGAAUGUACAAUAAUAGAUUUAUUAGGUGCUAAACUCGCUAAAUUACAAAGAUUGAUGUGCUUUACAAAUUGGAUUACCGGAAAUACCGUUAUGAUAACAUAAACAGGUUCCAAAUACGUAUCAAAAUUUGAUGCCUGAUUUCAAAGUUAACUGAUUGGGCAAGACCGGGAUGAUUUACUUUUAACCAGCAUCAAUCAAGUUUUCAAGUGCAAUAUUUACCAACAAAGAACAAUGGAUACAGAAAUUUCUACUUUUAAAUUCAAAUCAGAAAAUAGCGAUGACAUGUAUUCUGAUCAAGAAGCUCCUUUUGCAGAAGUACCCACUGGCACUAGUGACACAAAAACUGAACACAAGUUAUUGAAUUUAACCUGUGAAUUCCAAUCAGAAGAUCGUGCCGAAUUUUGCAUAAAGCUGGAACCUUCGGCUGCACAAGUACCCACUGACACUGGCACGGAAAUUAAACAAAAUCUUUUGAAUUCAGCUUGUGAAUUCAAAUCAGAAGAUAGUGUCGAAUUCUAUACAGAGCUAGAAGCACCAGCUGCCGAAACAACCCCUGGCACUAGUGACGGGACAAAGCACAAGCGAGCCGAGCGUUCUUACGAAUGUAAACCUUGCGGCAAAACGUUUAAACAAAUUAAAAACUUUCAACGCCAUAUGCGCCUGCACAGAGGCGAGCGCCCGUUUCGGUGCGAUUUGUGCGACAAAGGUUUCCUGUGUAACGGCGAGCUGACUCGCCACAAAAUUACCCACCUUGGCAAGCGCUGCCACGAGUGUUCGGUGUGUGGAAAAGCAUUUUUCCGGAAAAAUAACCUUACCCAGCAUCAGUUGAUACACAACACAGAACGUCCGCAUUCGUGUGAAUUUUGCGGUAACGGUUACCUAACGGCCAGAGAUUUGGAACGACACCGGCGUAAGCAUACCGGUGUCCGACCGUAUAAAUGUGCAGAGUGUGGCAAAGAGUUUUCCGCGAGCGGUGACCGCUUGCAGCACAUGCGUACCCAUUCCGGCGAACGACCGUAUCAGUGCGGUGUGUGUGGGAAGGAGUUCGUCCGCGCAAGCCACCUUGCGCGGCACAGCCGUACGCACACGGGUGAACGACCGUACCGGUGUGAAGAGUGUGGUAAAGCGUUUCGCUCCUGCAGCGAUUUGUCACGUCAUAGGCGCACCCAUUCCGUCAAACGCCAGUGUGGUGUCUGUAAACAAGAGUUUAUCAGGAUAACGCAGUUGGAGCGGCAUUAUCGGGACACUUCCCACGGUGCGGAAAGCACACCGGCAGUGAAAGUAGAGCCUCUUCUGGAAGAACAAAUGCCAUUGAAUUCGUUCAACGAACGCUCUGCCUCACCUGCACAAGUCGCCAUUGCCAUCAACGACUGUCCUAGUGAUAUUUUUGAGUUCCGUCUAUUUCACAUUAGUGAACAAAUCGUCAUGUCUGCACUCCAAAAGUUAAAGCUUGCUUAUCCUGCUGGUCCCGAUGGUAUUUCAGCGUCCAUUCUAAAGUUGUGCUCGGAGACCCAAUCGGAACCGGACCCACCAAUGUCGAUACACGGGAUAAAAAACGAACAAGGCAACAAAUGGACUUUAUGUGAAACAUCUGUACCUCGUCUGACCCAAACUAAUAUUAGUACCGUAGAAAAGUCACAUGCUUGUGAUGUCUGUGGGCGCAGUUUUAUUAAAAAGGACCAUCUAAAACGGCACAGAAAUGUUCACACCGGCCAGCGCACAUUUGGUUGUGAAAUCUGCGAAAAGAACUUUCUACGGAAAGAUGUCCGCGAUAGGCAUCGGAGCAUUCAUACCGGUCUCAAGCGAUUUACGUGUGACAUCUGUGGGAAAAAAUUCACCGAAAAAAGUGCCAAGGCAGUGCACAUUCGGUCCAUUCACCUCGGCCAGAAGCCACACUCGUGCGGAAUAUGUGGUAAAGCAUUUUCAUCGAGAAGCCAAACGGCCGAACACCUACGCCGGCAUACGGGGGAGAAACCGUUUGAAUGUAAAGUUUGUGGUAAACGGUUUGCAUACGUCGUUGGUUUAACCAAGCAUGAGCAAAACUGUGAAGUGCUACUAGAGGAUGCCAUUACGAGCUCUGGAGAAUGAUCUGAUAUUAAAUAUAAAAGAAAGAGAUAGGCUGUUUAUGUAGUAUUAUAGUUGUUGCGUGCCAUGCAACACACGACUUUAUUCUUGAACUCUAUUAUAACGGUUAGGAAGAAAUGCUGAGAGAUUAACGAGCCUCAAAUAGUUUUCGAGGUUAAUAAAUUAGAGUCUUUGCCUCCCAGUUGGCUUCGAGGUAUGACGCUGGUCUAAUAAGCCAGUCGUCGUAUGUUAGAGUCUCGACUGGGAGAGGCUGUUAGAGUCAAUAGGAUCGUAGCUACUGGCCCUGCAAUUGUCCUGCACUCUAACAGCUGGCUGCGAAGUCUGUCGUAUAAAAACAGAAGGCCAAGUUUCGAUUACGGAAUGUAGCACCUAGGCUUUGCUUUGCUUUGCUUAAUUUAGAGCCUGAACUUUAUUUAAUACAAGUUAGCUUUAAGAUACUAUGUUAAAAUAAAUUAAUAA
Sabethes cyaneus is the source of this 2777-nucleotide messenger RNA. Its product is annotated as zinc finger protein 345-like. The record is from RefSeq and is a predicted model, not a curated record. Gene Ontology annotation, molecular function: RNA polymerase II cis-regulatory region sequence-specific DNA binding; DNA-binding transcription factor activity. Bases 465 to 2321 code for a protein of 618 amino acids. The transcript has 4 exons. Gene Ontology annotation, biological process: regulation of transcription by RNA polymerase II. NCBI's taxonomy places the organism in Eukaryota, Metazoa, Arthropoda, Insecta, Diptera, Culicidae.